Molecule: messenger RNA, 1199 nt
Organism: Erigeron canadensis
Lineage: Eukaryota; Viridiplantae; Streptophyta; Magnoliopsida; Asterales; Asteraceae
Product: probable carboxylesterase 2
Exons: 1
Coding region: 1-999 (332 amino acids)
Molecular function (GO): hydrolase activity
Source: RefSeq, a predicted model, not a curated record
AUGGAACCUUCUUUUCCUUCAAAAUAUAUAUCUACAUCUCAAGAAUUCCCUCUCCAUUUUCAUGGCAUUUUACGGAUGCACAAAGAUGGAAAAUGUGAAAGAUUUCUUGGAAAUGAUCUCAUCCCUGCUGGAUUCGACCCGCUAACAGGCAUCGAAUCUAAAGAUGUCAUCAUCUCAUUCGAAUCCAAUAUUUUUGUAAGGCUUUACAUUCCAAAAACCAUCAUUAUUCGCAAUCAUAAACUCCCCAUUGUGAUUUACUAUCAUGGUGGAGCUUUCGUGACUCAAUCAGCCGCAUCUUCAACUUACCACCCGACACUUAACUUAAUAACUAAACAAUCUAACGUGAUUAUCGUGUCGGUAAACUAUAGAUUGGCCCCAGAGUAUCCUAUACCAAUUGCGUAUGAGGAUUCAUGGGAAGCGGUCAAAUGGGUGGCUAGCCAUUCUAAAAGAGACGGUCCAGAGCCAUGGUUAAACGAACGUGCUGAUUUUCAACGCGUGUUUUUUGCUGGAGAUAGUUCAGGAGCCAACAUAGCUCACAAUAUGGCUAUUCGUGUCGGGCUAAACAAAUUUAAUGUUAUCAACCUCAAGGGUGUCAUUAUGCUUCACCCAUUUUUUGGAGGAAAAGACCCAAUUGGAGAUGAAAUUAUAGAUAAGAACAAGGAGUACAAAAUGUUAAUAGACCAUGGGUGGAAAUUUGCAUAUCCAUCAGGAAAUGGGUCAGAUGACCCAUUGUUUAACCCGGCCAAGGACCCUAAUAUUUCAAGUUUUGGGUGCUCUAAAAUACUUCUGUGUGUUGCCGAGAAGGAUAGAUUAAGAGAUAGGGGUCUUAAUUACAAGAAGGUGAUGGAGAAAAGUGGAUGGAGAGGAAAAAUUGAGCUAAUUGAGAACAAAGGAGAUGACCAUGUGUUCUUUUUAUAUAAUCCUUCAAGUGACAAUGCUAGAGCGAUACGUGAUAGAAUUUGUUCAUUUAUCAAUAUUCCAAUUCGUUGCAAAGCGUAAUUGUGUUUUUAAAUCCAUGCAACGUUGAAUAAGGGUUGCACGGUUAAUUAGGUCUUGACUCUCGAGGGGCUGUUAAUUUGGAGGAGCUAAGACCUAUUAAGAUCAAGAAUUAAAUAAAUACUCGUACUUGGUAGUUUGUUUAAUAAGUUUCCUAACAAGUUUAAUUAGUUUCUAAAUAUAAGUCGUGUAUCAGUUUGGCA